Coccomyxa subellipsoidea C-169 is the source of this 378-nucleotide messenger RNA. RefSeq lists its product as hypothetical. Gene Ontology annotation, biological process: deadenylation-dependent decapping of nuclear-transcribed mRNA. The record is from RefSeq and is a predicted model, not a curated record. Lineage: Eukaryota; Viridiplantae; Chlorophyta; Trebouxiophyceae; Coccomyxaceae. Bases 1 to 378 code for a protein of 125 amino acids. The transcript has 3 exons. Gene Ontology annotation, molecular function: RNA cap binding. Gene Ontology annotation, cellular component: Lsm1-7-Pat1 complex; P-body.
AUGAGUUUGGAUGAAGUACCACCGCCAGGAGCAGCGCUUGUUGAGGAACUCGACAAACGCUUACUGGUACAGCUCAGGGACGGGCGUAAGAUAGUUGGCAUUCUCAGAUCUUUCGAUCAAUUUGCCAAUCUAGUAUUGGAAGGAGCUGUGGAGCGUAUCAUCGUGGGGAUACUCUAUGCUGAGGACCCCCUGGGCCUCUAUGUUGUCAGAGGCGAGAAUGUGGUCCUGCUUGGGGACAUUGAUGCAUCACAUGAUCCCCCAGCAAUCCUUCAAAAGGUGAGCUUGGCAGAGAUUAGGCAGAUACAGCGGGAUGAGAAGGAGCAAGAAAAGAUCAAAAAGACCAUGAAGGCCCGGAUGGACUUCUUGGAGUUUGACUGA